AUGGCAUGCCUGUGUCCACAGGGGUCCACCUACUGGGGCGAAUUCUGCCGAGGGCAGAAGGAGGGUUUGGGCAUUGGAGAAUGGGAUGAAGGCAGUCGCUAUGUGGGCCAGUGGCGCGCGGGCAUCUCCUCGGGCUAUGGUGUCCUGACCUCCCAGGGCGGAAAGCGCAGCUUCCGCGGGCAGUUUCUGCACGCCAAGAAGCACGGCAGAGGAAUUUUCACAUGGCCAGAUGGCAGCGAACACCGAGGGCAUUACCAGCUUGACGUAGCCUCUGGCUUCGGAACCUUUAGCUGGCCCGACAAGAGUGAAUACCAUGGCUUCUGGAGGAACGCACGGAUUUCAGGAUGUGGUGGAGUCUUUGUGGAUGCGGAUGGACACAUCGGGCCACUACCGCCGGGACUGGCGGAUAGCCUUCAUAUCCCCGUGAUGGAGGCACGGGGAGAUGCGGUGCUCCGCUUCCGCGAGGAAACGCGGAAGCUCUUGGCCGCCAUGACUGCAGCACGAAGAACCUUUCGUUUGGGCAGAGAGCUUCCAGUGAUUCUCUCCAUGACCGCUGACCAAACAUCCCUGUGGGACAAAGUGUUGGAGCUCACACAAAAGGCUGCCCUCGUGAUAUACUUUGUCGUGGACCACGUGGGAUGGUGGAAGCAGGUUCACCGUGGGGUGAAGAGUGGCUCCAAGACCAUCCAACUGGGACUCAAGUGGCUGGCCAUUUCCAGUUUCAUCUCUGUGACCAUCGGGCUGCGAAAGCUGAAGGAUGAUUCGGAAGGCACCGAGUCGAAGGCACAGGGCUGGAACAUUCUCAGAGAUGGCCUGGUGGCGGUACAAGCGCUCCACCUCUCCCGGUGGAUGGAAAUUGGUGAUACUGUGGUUGGUGUCUUGGGCAUGACUAGCAGCAUCAUGGAUGUCAUGCGCGUUUGGCCCGAGAAGGAGCCUGCGAAACAGGUGCCUGCAGUCGUCUUCGACGGCGAGCGAAUGAAGCGGCAGGGUAGCUCUGAAUGGCGUUCUGGACAAGCUCAGACCUGCCGACUCCCAUGGGCCCGGGUUGCGCCGGCUGCCAUUUAG
Messenger RNA from Cladocopium goreaui, 1065 nucleotides. The record is from the annotation of a GenBank genome assembly. NCBI's taxonomy places the organism in Eukaryota, Dinophyceae, Suessiales, Symbiodiniaceae.